ACCCGCCGCCGCUUCUGAUACAAACCCUAAUAAAACUUCUCCCGGACUCCCCCUCGCUCGCCUCCAAUUUCUCUUCCUCCCCGACCCGCGGCGGCGUGACCCAUAGCUCCCGAUUCCACCCAUGGCGUCCCACCUCGACUUCCGCUACCUCGACGAAGGCCUCGGCGGCGAGCGCGGGAAGCGCAAGCGCCGCGAUGAGGAGGCCGCCGCCACCGCCGAAGACGACUCCAUGGACCUCGACGCCGGCGCCGACGCGCCUCGCCCGUCCAAGCUCCGCGCGGUGCCCUCCCUGUCCGACCCCUCCAAGCCGGCCUCGUUCGGGCAGCCCACCUACGAUGGCGUCAUCGCCGGGCGCGUGUCGGGCCGCCGCUGGAAGGAGGUCCGCACCCGCCGCGCGUCGGCGCUGGCGGCGUCCCGGAAGCCGACCCCGCUGGAGCAGCGCGUCCGGGAGAAGUCCCUGAAGCGCGCGUACCAGGCGCGCGUGGCGGACCUCAAGGAGGAGAUCCGGCAGAACAAGGUGGCGAAGCGGAAGCAGCGGGAGGAGCGGGAGAAGCGGAAGAAGGAGAACGUGCUCCGCUCGGGCACCAAGCUGCAGCGGGUCACCAACCCCAAGACGAUCCAGAAGAUCGCCAAGUCCAAGAAGCGGAAGCAGCUCAAGGUCGUCCCCGACGAGUUCCUCGGCGGCAAGAAGUCCGAGGCCAGCCGCCGCAUGCAGGUGCCCGGCCUGGAGAACUGAGAUCGACAGCGUUGUGGUGGUGGACUGGUGGUGGCAAGGUGCAAAGAUUUGUGAACGUCGGUUCCGUUCGUGCAAAAUUGUAAACUGAACUGUCAUUGUUCGCUGCCUCUUCUUGAGUAUUAGCAUGGCACAUUGAUGUAUGCAAAUCGAUAAUCUCCCUACGCGGCGUAUGGAUUAUGUGGUUCAUGUUUCUCCUGACCGGAGAAACUUUCAGCCUGACAAACCUACAAAGUUUCUUAUAUAACAUCGUCCUCAAAAACAGAA
This is a messenger RNA of Oryza brachyantha (malo sina), 1000 nucleotides long. RefSeq lists its product as uncharacterized. The record is from RefSeq and is a predicted model, not a curated record. Gene Ontology annotation, cellular component: nucleolus. NCBI's taxonomy places the organism in Eukaryota, Viridiplantae, Streptophyta, Magnoliopsida, Poales, Poaceae. The transcript has 2 exons. The coding region runs from base 122 to 736 and encodes 204 amino acids.